AUGGCCCACCCAAGCUCCUCCUCCGACACACUCAUCUCCCCUCCGUCCCCAAUUCACCCCUCUACCUCUAAGAAACCAUCCCCCCUAAUGGAAUCGGACCUCGAACUCUCUCCCCUCGACAUAAACCUCAGAUCCAACAACGCCCCAAUCCCAAAACUCCUCCGCGAAGCAAGCGACAUAACCUGGCAAGAAGCACUAGAAACAACCAAAGACCAAGUCCCCCUCAUCCGACGACGAGGAGGACGAUUCAAACUCCUCCACCAACAACAAUUUAAAAACUCCCUCCUCGCGAGCGUUGGAUACCUCGAGCUCGCAAAUGCAGGAGACUUCGCCGCAAACGUAUGGAAUGAUAUUCCUGUUCCGAGAUUUGCAGCAGUCCUAAUGGGAAUAGGAGGUACAUUAGCACUUGCAAUGGUUUUUGUUGCAAUUCAAGACUUCAAACUAAGUUAUCGGAAUGUGAAACUCCUCAAAGAAGAACGGGGACACCUCCAACGAUUAAAGCAGUAUCACUGUCGGAAUGUGGAGAUGACAAGAGUCCUGGAUAGUAGACUCGGCGUUGGACUACGGGAGAUAGGAACCGAAGUCGUCGACCGGAUAGUUAUGGAUCUACUCAUGGGCGCUGGGUCCGUCCUCGUCGGAGUAGGAACAUUAAUGGCGAUUGGAGGUGCAAAUCGCCAUGUGUACAAGGCCUCAAAUCUUCUAUCAGGAUAUAUUGGAAAUGCACUUGCAGCUAUAUUUGGACUCGUCAAUGCUAUUUGGUCCGGAUAUCUCAUUCGACGAUUCUACCUUCACGAUCGAGCCGUGGUAUCCGUUGAACCAAGCGAUGAUAUUCGUCGCAGACUACGGGUCCGAUUCCGUCGCUUCCAAUGGCACGCUAUCGUCAAUGGAGUGAAUGGCCUAGUAGCCGGUGCUGCAUCAAUGGUUACAGCUACACAUUGGGAGGGGUAUGUCGUGCUAAUACCAUGUAUUAUCUCACUGAUCAUGUGCAACUAUUUCUGGCGAAAGAAGCUAGGAUACGAUCGGCCUAUUCUAGACCAUAUCAGUCUUGCAAAGUUACAAUUAACUCCAUUGACAGAGGAUCUGGAGUACGCUAUUGCCAUGCAGAAGGCAUUAUCGGAACCAGAUCAUGCCAUUCCACAACCGCUCAUCGAUAAAUGUUCAUUAGAAUCAAUGCUCCAGUUCAUUGUCCGGAACCGUAUGCUGGAAACAUACGUUGAUUCACUGGCACAUGAUAAAUUGACUUCUACUCUUCUGUCAGAAAUCCCACCUACACAGUCUGCAACACUACAUCAUCCAGAAUACAUCAUUACAUAUGAUGUUCUUCUGCGAUUAUCUGCUUCAAAGGAAAAUCAUGCGCGGCUUCUUCUAGAUCAUGCAGGGAGGUUUCUGCGCACGGAUGGCGUGAGACUUUUCACUUAUCGGGAGAGGCAUUUACUUGAGUUAUCGGGGUAUGCUGUUUGGCAGGAUCAGAUGGCUGAGAGUAUCACUGCGAGUACUACAUCUGCUUCUACGAGCACGAGUAGUACGAAAAUGACUAAGGAUUUGUCGAAGACAGAAGACAAGAGUGUAUGUAAUUAG
This is a messenger RNA of Penicillium angulare, 1578 nucleotides long. RefSeq lists its product as uncharacterized. Bases 1 to 1578 code for a protein of 525 amino acids. Lineage: Eukaryota; Fungi; Ascomycota; Eurotiomycetes; Eurotiales; Aspergillaceae. The transcript has a single exon. The record is from RefSeq and is a predicted model, not a curated record.